Messenger RNA from Phaeoacremonium minimum UCRPA7, 1044 nucleotides. RefSeq names its product putative acetylornithine deacetylase succinyldiaminopimelate desuccinylase-like deacylase protein. The coding region runs from base 1 to 1044 and encodes 347 amino acids. The transcript has 3 exons. NCBI's taxonomy places the organism in Eukaryota, Fungi, Ascomycota, Sordariomycetes, Togniniales, Togniniaceae. The record is from RefSeq and is a predicted model, not a curated record. Gene Ontology annotation, molecular function: hydrolase activity.
AUGACAGAGUUUCCUGACAUCGACGAGAAGAAAUGCCUCGAGUUUCUGUCGAAACUCAUCCAGAUCAAAAGCUAUUCGCAGACAGAUGGCGAGAUUGAAGCAUCAAAUUUUAUGGCCUCGCGGAUGAAAGAGAUCGGCCUUGAUGCAAACGUGUAUCCUUUCGACGAGGGCAAGCGCCAGAAUGCCGUCGGGACCUGGAAAGGAGUUGGGGGUCAGGAUGCUGCAGUCAAGACAGGCAAGACACUCCUCUUCAACGGCCAUCUAGACACAAACCCUGUCAGUGAGGGUUGGACCAUCGACCCUUGGGAAGGAAAGAUCGAUAAAGAUUUCAUCUACGGUAUUGGUGUCAGCAACAUGAAGUCUGGCUGCGCCGCCUACUUUUGCGCAGUUGAGACGUUAAAAGCUAGUGGAUGGCGGCCACGAGGAGACGUCGUCUUGACUUACGUUGUUGGAGAGCUGCAGGGCGGUGUUGGCACUAUGGCCUUGAUCGAACAAGGCAGGAUAAAGGCCGACUACUUCAUCAACUGCGAACCGUCGGACAUCAGAGCAGUCACGAUGCAUGCAGAAGCGCUCACCUUUGAGAUCAAUCUGAUUGGCAUCACACGCCACAUGUCUGCCCGGGAGGAGUCUACUGAUGCUAUACUGGCAGCUUGUGAGCUCGUUCCCAAGCUAGACAAGAUGACGUUUCGUGGGGCGAAGAGUCCGGAUCACGAGAAGUGCAAUCGAUGCUCGGUGGGCAUCGUUCAUGGCGCCCUUGGGAAAGAACUUGCGGAAUGGAGACCCGCACAAGUGUCCGAUUUCUGUAAGCUGGCAGGCAGUGCUCGGUAUGCGCCGGGACAAACCCAGGAGGAUGUCAUGGCUGAUAUCAAGGAGGCCAUCGAACAAGUGGUGGGCAAGUUUCCAGGCCUCACUUAUGAGCUGAAACAGAGAUUUGAACCAACAAUGCCUGCCUUCGAGACACCGAAAGACUCGAGGGUCGUCCGCUCUCUCAAUGAUGGCCUGAUGCGCAUGGUCGACCCUUUUACCAUCAUCGAACUUGCCUGA